This is a messenger RNA of Carassius auratus (goldfish), 1279 nucleotides long. Its product is annotated as telethonin-like. NCBI's taxonomy places the organism in Eukaryota, Metazoa, Chordata, Actinopteri, Cypriniformes, Cyprinidae. Gene Ontology annotation, cellular component: Z disc. The transcript has 2 exons. The record is from RefSeq and is a predicted model, not a curated record. The coding region runs from base 210 to 749 and encodes 179 amino acids. Gene Ontology annotation, molecular function: titin Z domain binding; structural constituent of muscle; titin binding. Gene Ontology annotation, biological process: skeletal muscle myosin thick filament assembly; cardiac muscle tissue morphogenesis; cardiac myofibril assembly.
UGGUCGCAGGAUUAGUCAUUUCCCCACCUCGUCAAACUACACCAAUCUGAAGAGGCUCUUUUGGGGUUGAUGGCAGGGAGUAAAAAUAGUAACGAACGCUAUUUAUAAGACACAGGAACAGGCACAGGAGGGAAGCAGCAGCCUUUAUCAGUAGAUCUGACUGAUAACUUUCUUAUCCGGUUUUAAUUUUUGACAAGUCGCUAGAUGAGAUGAAUUGCCUGAGCAGGAAGCCCAGGUCAUAUCUGCUGAACUCCUACAGUGAUUUUCAGGAGACUGAUGAGAUUGCCAGAGAAUCAUAUGAGGCCACCUGGUUAGACCUGCUGAUGGAGACAAGACCAGAAUACAAGAUGACACUGGCUGAAAAGGACUCGAUGAGAAAGGAGAGCUAUGAAAGCAAGCAGGUGGUUCAUUUCACAGUCAGACGCUUCCUAAACCAAACUAUUCAAAUGGGGAGAGAUGGGGAGCCACUGCAGGAAUAUUGUCUACCUUACAGAAACAUACUGCCAAUACCAAUAUUUGUUCCCAGAGAUGUCACACAGCCUGACAUUACCCGGGAGCCCUCUCCCUCCAGAACAAAAUCCACCAUGGACUCUGAGACUAGUGUGAAUGGAGUUUGCCUUAAUAAGAGAGAGGUCUCGUCCAUCACCGAACAUAAGCCAAUGGUAAUCCAACCCAGGAGCCCAGACUUCAGAGCGUCCAGCCUCAUCUCUCCACCACGAGACACACUCAGCUACCAGCGAAGAGAAUGAUGAGCUGAUGAAAGUUGUCUGCCAUCAUUGACACGGAUACAAUGACAAGUAUAGUGGGUGACCUCACUCAUACUUAAAUACCAAAGCCUUCAAGAGACCUACGUGCUCAUAAUUUGUUUUCAGCUGAGACUAGCAGGGAAAUCUUAUCAAAGGAAAAUGCUGUGCUUCAAGUAUUUAUUUACAAUAAAUGCCAAUUGGUGUGUUAACACAAUAACAUUAUUCAUUUUCUAAAUGUGGCUAAAGUGUACAAAUCGUUGCAAAACAAAAUAUACUUCGUAAUGGUCUUAAACCUGAAUAUUCUUAAAUACAUUUCAUUUUUUAUUUUAAUCUAUACUUGUUUAUAAAGGAGCUGUUGAUCUAUUUCUCAGUAGGUUUACAAUGAACUGGGAAAGACAUCUCUGCUGGGCAAUCAUCAUCAUCUGUUCAAAACAGCUAGUUCUUGGAAAUAACUGUUUAAAUAAACCCUUUCUUGACUGUAAAUCUCAUUUAUAUGCAUUUAUGAAAUCAUGGCAAACAAUAAAAAAAAAAAA